Messenger RNA from Lycium barbarum (goji berry), 524 nucleotides. Its product is annotated as trypsin inhibitor 1-like. The transcript is spliced from 3 exons. Gene Ontology annotation, molecular function: serine-type endopeptidase inhibitor activity. The coding region runs from base 101 to 388 and encodes 95 amino acids. Gene Ontology annotation, biological process: response to wounding. Lineage: Eukaryota; Viridiplantae; Streptophyta; Magnoliopsida; Solanales; Solanaceae. The record is from RefSeq and is a predicted model, not a curated record.
GAAACGGGCAUUUCAUGUGAGCCACUAACUCUCCUAUAAAUAUCCACAUAAACGAAAUGAAUUUAACUAUUCAAAACAAGGAAAUUUAGAUAAAAAGACUAUGGAGAAAUUAACUCUCGUGGUUGCUUUCUUGCUUCUUUCAUCAAUCUUUAUUCAACCUCUCACGGCUCAGUCGAGUUGCCCAGGGGUCAAGAAAGGAGCAUGGCCGGAACUUCUUGGAGUACCAGCAAAGUUUGCUAGGGAAAUAAUUCAGAAGGAAAAUCGGAGACUAACUAAUGUUCCAAAUGUACUAAAUGGUUCUCCCGUGACGAAAGAUUUAAGAUGUAAUCGAGUUCGUCUUUUUGUUAAUGUGCUUGACUUUGUUGUACAAACUCCCCGAGUUGGUUAGGGGAAAAAAUUUACUCACAUCGAGCGUUCAAAUACGUCUACUAAUAGCCCCCAAGAUAAUAAAUUGGAGCCGUAUGGUUAUUGCUCCAUGCAUGUAAUCUACUGUUUGGUGAUAAAUAAGUGUGGCUUUUGUAUUA